AUGGGGCCGUCGCCGCCGCUGCUGCCGCUGUUGCUGCCGCUGCUGCUGCUGCCGCCGCGCGCCCUGCCUGCCGCCCCCGCGCCCGCCCCGCGCGGCCGGCAGCUCCCGGGGCGCCUCGGCUGCUUAUUCCAGGACGGCCUCUGCGCAUCAUCCGAGGCCUGCGUGGACGACGGAGUGUUUGGAAGGUGCCAGAAGGUUCCAGCAACAGACACAUACCGCUAUGACGUGUCACCGGUGGUUGUGCAGCACCUGCAAGGCACCUUGCAGAAGCUCUCCCGCACAGGUUUCACCUGGCAGGAUGACUCCACCCAGCGCGUGAUGGCCCAGGAGCUCGCAAAGCUGCCCAGAGCCUAUGCCCAGCGUCCUGAAGCUUCCACCCCAGCCCGGACCUCAAAGCAGAAUGUUGAUCGUGGCAGGAGGCACAGCCUGGAGGACGACGUUGCCCUGGCCAAGACACUGCGGCGCCUCCUGCCCUACCUAGGGGCUGCGUCCCCGGCCUCUGCCCCGAGCGUGCACCCCAGGACAAAGCACGACAGAGCACCAGCCAAGGGUGAGGACCCCUUCCCUGAGAGCGUCCUGACCUAUGCGGCGCUGACCUACCCUCCUGCAGCCUGGGCCGUGCAUCCCGAGGACCUGCCGUGGUGGACCCCCAGCCGGCUGCAGCCCGACGAGCUCAGCCCCAAGGUGGACAGUGGCACGGACCGACAGCAGCUGAUCGCGGCCCUCAGCGCCCACACAGCUCGGCUGCCCCCUGCACCCCCCGGGGAGGGCAGCCUGGGGCCGCGGCACCUUCCACACACACCUGGGAGAGGGUCCAGGCCCCUCUCAGUAUCGGCAGUCCCUCAGAAGUGGUCUUCACCUCCAGGAGACCCUGAAGAUGCCCCCAGCACGGGCGGUGGUGCACGGCUUUAUAGUCUCCUGAGGGACCUGUGGAAGCACCAGGCUGGCGUGGACAGGCUGAGCCCCCUGGACCUUGAUGAGAUGGCCAGUGCAAUUGCUGAUGUGGUGCAAGGCGUGGACCCUGAGGGUGGCCAGGACAGCCCUGGGAGAGGAGCCGGAGGGGACCCUGGAGAGCAGGCAGACAGCCUGCAAGCAGCCCGCCCCGGAGACGGUGUGCCAGAUGAUGGGGUGCGAGAAGAGGACGACAGAGUCCACGACCAGGUCAAUCGUUUGAGCAUCAGACUUGGGGACCUCUUGCAGGAUCAUAGGUCACAACUCCCGCCUGGAGCUCCCCCUCUUGCAAAAUCCUUCAAAAUGGAGAUCAAGAAAGCAGAGGACCCCGAGACUUCCUUGCCUUCGGAAGAGGAGGGUGCCGGGGUGGAAAAUGUGAAGAGUCGCUCAUACUCCAAAGACUCGUUGGAGAGGAAGCCGGAUUCGGAGCCCAGAGUCAGUGGGUUUGGGGAGUCCCAGAACUGGAUUCAAGAGGCUCUAAGGGAAGAGCAGAGCCGUCAAGCAGGAGCUGGGGAACCCGCCGGCGAAGGCCUGCAGUUGGAAGUCAAGGCUUCCGAGGAAGAGGAGUUCGGCUAUAUUGUGACGGAGCACGACCCCCUGAGCAUCGAGGCGGCACGGCGGCUGACGGAGGACGUGGCUCGCCUGACACGGAUGCCAGCCAGCGCCUUCGUGGAAGUCGGUGUUCUGGGACCAGCAGUGACCUUCAAAGUGAGCGCCAAUGUCCAAAACGUGACCACGGCAGAUGUUGCGAAGGCCGCAGUUGACAACAAAGACGCGCUGGAAAAAGCCUCUGGACUGAAGAUCCUCGGAGCCGGGACUGGGUCGAAAAGCACACUCGGGCUUCUGCCUCGUCGGGCGGAGCAGGAGGACUCCACCAAGUUCGUAGUGCUCACCCUGCUCUCCGUCGCCUGCAUCGUGGGGGUCCUCCUGGCUUCUGGCCUCAUCUACUGCCUCCGCCACAGCUCACACUACAGGCUCAAGGACAAGCUGUCGGGCCUCGGAGCUGACCCCGGGGCAGAUGCCACCGCGGCCUACCAGGAGCUGUGCCGUCAGCGCAUGGCCACACGACCACCAGACCGCCCCGAGGGCCCACAUGCGUCCCGCAUCAACAGCGUCUCAUCCCAGUUCAGUGACGGCCCGAUGCCCAGCCCUUCCGCACGGAGCAGCACCUCGUCCUGGUCCGAGGAGCCCGUCCAGUCCAACAUGGACAUCUCCACCGGCCACAUGAUCCUGUCCUACAUGGAGGACCACCUCAAGAACAGGAACCGGCUGCAGAGCGAGUGGGAGGCGCUGUGUGCCUACCAGGCGGAGCCCAGCAGCUCGCUCGUGGCCCAGACGGAGGAGAACAUGCCCAAGAACCGCUGCCCGGCCGUGCUGACCUAUGACCACUCCAGGAUCCUGCUGAAAUCAGAGAACAGCCACAGCAACUCGGACUACAUCAACGCCAGCCCCAUCAUGGAUCACGACCCCAGGAACCCCGCGUAUAUUGCCACUCAAGGACCCCUUCCUGCGACCGUGGCUGACUUCUGGCAGAUGGUGUGGGAGAGCGGCUGCGUGGUCAUUGUCAUGCUCACACCCCUCACGGAGAACGGCGUCCGGCAGUGCUACCACUACUGGCCUGACGAAGGCUCCAACCUGUACCACGUCUACGAGGUAAAUCUGGUCUCUGAGCACAUCUGGUGUGAGGACUUCCUGGUGAGGAGCUUUUACCUGAAGAACCUGCAAACCAGCCAGACACGCACCGUGACCCAGUUCCACUUCCUGAGCUGGUAUGACCAGGGAGUCCCCUCCUCGGCGAGAUCACUCCUGGAUUUCCGCAGAAAAGUUAACAAGUGCUACAGGGGCCGCUCUUGUCCGAUAAUCGUUCACUGCAGCGACGGCGCAGGCAGGAGCGGCACCUACGUCCUGAUUGACAUGGUCCUCAACAAGAUGGCCAAAGGUGCUAAAGAGAUUGAUAUCGCGGCGACCCUGGAGCACUUGAGGGACCAGAGACCAGGCAUGGUCCAGACAAAGGAGCAGUUUGAGUUCGCGCUGACAGCGGUGGCCGAGGAGGUCAACGCCAUCCUCAAGGCCCUUCCCCAGUGA
Molecule: messenger RNA, 3036 nt
Organism: Cynocephalus volans (Philippine flying lemur)
Lineage: Eukaryota; Metazoa; Chordata; Mammalia; Dermoptera; Cynocephalidae
Gene: PTPRN2
Product: protein tyrosine phosphatase receptor type N2
Exons: 24
Coding region: 1-3036 (1011 amino acids)
Biological process (GO): insulin secretion involved in cellular response to glucose stimulus; regulation of secretion; protein dephosphorylation
Cellular component (GO): secretory granule; synapse
Molecular function (GO): protein tyrosine phosphatase activity
Source: RefSeq, a predicted model, not a curated record